UGGGAUUAUGGAAUAGUAUCAUAUAUUUGGUGCAUGCAGGGCUAUAAAAUCUGAGUUUAAGUCCAAAAUUAUAGAAUAGGCUAACAUGCAUGUUUUUGUGAUCAUGUUUCAAAAUUUCUUGCAAAAGCAUAAUUAAAAAAAAGUUAGUUAUUUUAGUGAAGGUUGAGAAAGUACAAGUCAAUAAUGCAGGGAUUUGGAGAUCAGAUUUUUCAAGUUGAGAGCUCAGAAUCUGGUUUGGAAAUUCAGAAAGUUGGAAAUGAAGAGUUUGAUGAUGAUGGGAAGCCUAAGAGAACAGGUAACGUUUGGACUGCAAGUGCACAUAUUAUUACAGCAAUCAUAGGUUCUGGAGUUCUCUCACUAGCAUGGGGAGUUGCACAGCUUGGAUGGAUUGCCGGUGUUGCGACUCUUGUUAUUUUCUCCGGCAUCACAUUAUACACUUCUAGUCUCCUCGCAGAUUGCUAUCGCUCUCCAGUUACUGGGAAACGCAACUAUACUUACAAGGAAGUCGUCAAAAACAACCUUGGUCGAGGGAUGUAUAUCUUUUGUGGGACGGUUCAAUAUGUGAACUUAACCGGUAUGGUGAUUGGAUACACCAUCACAGCAUCAAUAAGCAUGGCGGCUAUACAGAAAUCGGAUUGCUUCCAUAGCAGAGGCCAUGAGGUUUUAUGCAGUGUUUCUCACAAUCCAUAUAUGAUAGGAAUGGGAGUUCUUGAGAUUUUCUUGUCCCAAAUCCCCAACUUCCAUAGGCUGUCGUUGCUCUCUCUCGUUGCAGCUGUCAUGUCUUUUGCUUACUCGUCUAUAGGCGUAGGACUCGCCUUUGCAAGAGUUGUUUCAGGGCACGGGGGAAGAACCUCGCUCACCGGUAUAGAAAUCGGAGCUGGUCUCACAGCAGCUGAGAAGCUUUGGAGAAUGUUCAGAGCCUUUGGUGAUAUUGCUUUUGCUUACACUUAUUCUCAAAUCUUGGUUGAAAUUCAGGAUACACUAAAAGCAAGCCCCCCUGAAAACCAAGUGAUGAAGAAGGCCAAUGUUGUUGCUGUAUCAACUACUACAGCUUUCUACAUGAUGUGUGGCUGCUUCGGUUAUGCUGCAUUCGGCAACGAUGCCCCGGGGAAUCUACUAACGGGCUUCUACGAGCCCUUCUGGCUGGUCGAUGUGGCCAACGCCUGCAUUGUGCUACACCUAGUUGGAGCAUAUCAGGUAUUUGCACAACCUAUUUAUAGUGUCGUGGAAUCGUGGGCGAGGAGGAGGUGGCCGAGGUCGGUGCUGGUGACCGGAGAGUACACCGUGAGCCUCUGACAAAAAGCAAAGGCUUGUGUUAGCCUCAACUUUUUUAGAGUGAUAUGGAGAAGCUUGUUUGUGAUAUUUGCAACGUUUGUUGCUUUGUUGAUGCCCUUUUUCAAUGAUGUCUUAGCUUUGCUAGGGGCAAUAGGGUAUUGGCCUUUGACAGUGUAUUUCCCCAUAGCAAUGUACAUUGCCAAGAACCGAGUUCAGAGGUGGACUCGGAGGUGGCUCGGCCUCCAGCUCAUCAACUCGGUGUGCUUGGUCGUGGCCGUGGCCGCGGCCUGCGGCUCGCUCCAAGGGCUCGGGAAGUCGCUCGAGACCUACGAGCCUUUCAAGGUUAAGGAGUAGGUUGUUCCGUCUUGUAAUGGAUCUUUCUGUAAUUUGUAUGAUUGUGAAUUCGGGCUCAAAAUUUGAACUAGUAAGGUUGGAAAUAAAUGUGAAAUAAGUUCAAGAAAAGAAAA
Messenger RNA from Salvia miltiorrhiza (redroot sage), 1742 nucleotides. Its product is annotated as amino acid permease 8-like. Gene Ontology annotation, cellular component: plasma membrane. Lineage: Eukaryota; Viridiplantae; Streptophyta; Magnoliopsida; Lamiales; Lamiaceae. The record is from RefSeq and is a predicted model, not a curated record.